UUCUGCUCCUUUGAGUCCUCCUCAGUUGCAGCUUGGGAGAAGCGUUUCCUCUGCUGCGGUGGGAGAGGACCGAGGAGGUGAAGUCCUUUUUUGUGUGUGUGCAGCAGGCGAGGGCAAGGCAGCUGUAACUGCAAGGGGACUCUUGCGCGGGUAGGCACGCGCGCAAAUAACACGCGCGCGCACGCCUGAGAGUGUGUGGAACCAUCGGCUUUUCUUUCUCUCGGUCCCGCAGGAGCCGCCCUUUGCUCCUGCACAAAGGGAGUAGAAGAACAAAGAAUGAAGGGCAAACUCUUCAAAAGCUUCUGAGAGUUCGUCAUUCUCCAGCGAUACACGUCUGCAGGUUGCACAAUGAUUUGGAAACGACAAUGCCACAUUCUCCUUUUGCUUCUGGCUGUGCCGUGCUAGCGCUGGAAUAAGUGGGCUUCAAGCCAACAGACGAAACUCAAAUCCUGACUGUUGGCCAAAUACAAACCAUGUUGAAAUGAGAUGAGGCUCCGAAAUGGGACUGUGGCCACUGCAUUAAUUUUCAUCACAUCUUUCCUCAGUUUGUCUUGGUACACAGCAUGGCAGAAUGGGAAAGAAAAGCUGAUUGCUUAUCAAAGGGAAUUUCAUGCUUUGAAAGAACGUCUUCGCGUAGCUGAGCACCGAACCCUGCAGCGUUCUUCUGAAUUAAAUGCCAUCUUGGAGCAGUUCAGACGGGCAGUUGCAGAAACAAAUGGAAGUAAGGAUGCACUGAGUAGUGUUUCAGACGAAACGUUAAAACUGCUAAAGGAGUUAACAAGCAGGAAAGCUCUUCAAGUGCCAAAUAUAUAUUACCAUUUGCCUCAUUUACUGAAAAAUGAAGGAAGCCUUCGACCUUCAGUGCAGGUUGGCCUUGGAAGAACCGGAGUUUCUAUAGUAAUGGGAAUUCCAACUGUAAAGAGAAAAGUAAAAUCUUACCUUACAGAAACUCUUCACUCACUGAUUGACAAGCUGUCUCCAGAAGAGAAACUAGACUGUGUUAUGGUUGUCUUCGUAGGAGAGACAGAUCUUGAUUAUGUAAAUGGCGUUGUGGCAAGCCUAGAAAAGGAGUUUUCUAAAGAAAUCAGUUCUGGCUUGGUGGAAGUAAUAGCUCCACCUGCAUCCUACUAUCCUGACUUGACAAACCUAAAAGAGACGUUUGGAGACUCAAAAGAAAGAGUCAGAUGGCGGACAAAGCAGAAUCUGGAUUAUUGUUUCCUUAUGAUGUAUGCACAGAAAAAGGGUGUUUACUACAUUCAGCUUGAGGAUGACAUUGUUGUCAAGCAGAAUUACUUCAGCACAAUAAAAAAUUUUGCGCUUCAGUUGUCAUCCGAAGAUUGGAUGAUCCUUGAAUUUUCUCAGCUGGGAUUCAUUGGUAAAAUGUUUCAGUCUCCAGAUAUUACACUCAUUGUGGAGUUCAUAUUUAUGUUUUAUAAAGAGAAACCUAUUGACUGGCUCUUGGAUCACAUUCUUUGGGUGAAAGUUUGCAACCCCGAGAAAGAUGCAAAACAUUGCGAUAGACAGAAGUCAAAUCUCAGAAUACGCUUCAGGCCUUCACUUUUCCAGCAUGUGGGUCUGCACUCCUCUCUAGCAGGAAAGAUACAGAAACUUACAGAUAAAGACUUCCUGAAGCCAUUAUUGCAUAAAAUUCAUGUCAAUCCACCUGCAGAGGUUUCUACAACUUUGAAGGUCUAUCAGGGUCAUGCUCUUGAAAAAGCCUACAUGGGUGAAGAUUUCUUUUGGGCUGUUACACCAGUUGCUGGAGAUUAUAUCCUCUUUAAAUUUGACAAGCCUGUCAAUGUAGAAAGAUUCCUGUUCCACAGCGGCAACCCAGAACAUCCAGGAGAUAUAUUCGUCAACACAACAGUGGAAGUGUUGCCUUUUAAGAGUGAAGAGUUGGUAUUAAGCAAAGAAACCAAAGAGAAACGAUUGGAUGAUGGGUAUUUCAGAAUAGGCAAAUUUGAAAAUGGAAUAGCAGAGGGAACAGUUGAUCCCAGUCUAAAUCCAAUUGCAGCUGUCCGGCUUCUGGUAAUACAGAACUCUUCUGUCUGGGCAAUUCUAAAUGAGAUUCAUAUUAAAAAGCUCCCCAACUGAUCAAUCAAGAGGAACAAGAGAGAUCUCCAUCCUUUGAAGACUUUUCUACAAAAUCCACCCCCCCAUUGCAGAGUGAAGACACUGAGCAUGCACCUUAUUUCCAACUUCUGACUUCUCAGUGAAACUACCUCUUGUGAAAUCUACUGUAGUUGAGAAGAUAAGACUCAGCAAGAAAGAUUUAUUACAAUCUAGAAACUGACCAGUAUUAUUUAUCUGGAGCCGUGAGUUCCUUCAUGACUCUGCUGCCUAAGGAUCACAAUAUCCCCUACCCAAGUGAUAGGGAUACGCUACAUGAAAGUUGUACAUAUUAUUACAUUCCUCGAAGAUAAAUAUAUAUAUAUAUAUAAAUACAUUUUAUGAAGGGGGGUACUUUUGGAGGUCCAUUUAUUUUGCUAAUUCAAGCCCUCUUUUAUAGAUUAUCAGGGAUAUAUAUUCAAAAGCAUUAGGGGGAUUUAAUUUAUUAAAAUGAUUUGAAAAGUACGUAUUUUUAUGCAGGUAAUAUAACUCGAUGCAGGUUUUGGUUUUUUUAAACAAGUGAUCUUACUUCUUGGGUUAACGCUACAUUUUGCUUUUGUGAUGAAGUGACCAUAUUUUGUAAUAUACUGCCAUGGUUAGGAGUGUUAAAUGGGAGUUUAAAGAUGAAGCACUUUUGUACCAUACCAAGAACGCAACUUAAAAAGGUUAUCCUACACAAAACCCAUUGAAAGUAAAUGUGAUUUUGCACAGGACAACGUCCCCUAUAGCCUAUGCCCCAAAUCUAGGAGAUGUUGUUCAAAGGCAUAACAUGCAAGGACUUUGAAUAGCAUUACUUUCUAAUGCUCACAGUCCACAAUAUGUAAUCGUAGAAAGCAUGUUGAGGGGUUUUGUACUUCAGUAUGGUGUGCGAAUCUGAAGUUAAUCUCCCAUUAAAGGGGAAUUUUGAUAAUGGAUUAUUCCUUUUUAAACCUUUGUAGAAUCUUCUGAAACACAGCCCAUUCAUUCAUUUGGAUAGAAAAGCACUCUGAUGUUUCUGCAUUUACAUUUUUGUUUUUGCUUCACAUCCCGUUUUGUAUGAUCUCUGCGCAUUCUUAUGGAAUGACUUAAACUUACCGUUUUAUUAGGGAUGACAAUGGAAAUAGAUAGAUACACAGUAACCUCAGCUGAGCUUUUUUAAAAAAAUGUGAUUUGUCGUUCUUUACUUUCAAGUGUUAAAAGUGAUUUCCCCCUCUUUAAGAGGGCCCAGCUCCUGCUAAAAGCAUUGCACUCCAGCUGACUGAAGCAAGGGACUUCGUGUGAUUCUAGAUGCUUGUUGUCUUUUGUACUUCAAGGAAAAGAAGAAGAGAUCCUUGCUUGGUCAGUAGCCUUGAAGAGAGGCAAUUCUAGCACUUUGUGCUCUGCAGCACAGUAAGCACGCAAUAGUAUGUAAUAAUAGUUUUUAAAGAACUCUCUUAACCCUAGCCAAGAUAUGAGAAGCUAAGUUGUUGUUGUUUUUACCGCAGCUGCAUACCUGUCACUCAUGCAGGUAAACAGAAGUUUACUUAAGUGGUGGUAGUUUGUUUCAUGAGCUGAAUCUUAAGAUACUUCUGCAUCUUGGAUGCCA
Zootoca vivipara (common lizard) is the source of this 3673-nucleotide messenger RNA. RefSeq names its product alpha-1,3-mannosyl-glycoprotein 4-beta-N-acetylglucosaminyltransferase A (gene MGAT4A). NCBI's taxonomy places the organism in Eukaryota, Metazoa, Chordata, Lepidosauria, Squamata, Lacertidae. Gene Ontology annotation, molecular function: acetylglucosaminyltransferase activity. Gene Ontology annotation, biological process: protein N-linked glycosylation. The record is from RefSeq and is a predicted model, not a curated record. Gene Ontology annotation, cellular component: Golgi stack; endoplasmic reticulum-Golgi intermediate compartment; endoplasmic reticulum.